This is a messenger RNA of Pseudogymnoascus verrucosus, 1754 nucleotides long. RefSeq lists its product as uncharacterized. The record is from RefSeq and is a predicted model, not a curated record. Gene Ontology annotation, cellular component: cytoplasm; protein phosphatase 4 complex; nucleus. Gene Ontology annotation, molecular function: protein phosphatase regulator activity. The transcript has 3 exons. The coding region runs from base 141 to 1454 and encodes 437 amino acids. Gene Ontology annotation, biological process: protein dephosphorylation. Lineage: Eukaryota; Fungi; Ascomycota; Leotiomycetes; Thelebolales; Thelebolaceae.
GGACGGACCUCCGACAAGGCUGAGAGAACAUACUCUACUUGCCUUGCCCCAUAGACAGACUCCCACCGCCUUGCGCCUUGCCAACACUCUCUGCCCCACCAUACAGUACACUUCCGUCUCCAACCACUGCUUCAAUCGCCAUGGACGCCAUGGACUUGACUGAUGAUGAUGUUGCCUUCUUGAAGAUAUGCUCGUCCGGCGCACAGAUAGACUAUGCCGUGUGGCCAGCUCUGGUCUCCCGCCUCAUAUAUAGGCUAGAGAAGGUCAUUCCAAGCCAGUUCCCAGUCCCGUCAGCGCCUCGAUCGCCAUCAAGUGUCACAGCUUCCCCAAAUACCUUACAAGCACAAAAAACACCGCCGUCGCCAUCAGCAGAUAAUUCGAGUCAGAGUGUGGCAGACUUAGCUCAAUCGGCAGACAAGGAGAACAUCACCCCAACGCCCGCGCAGAAUACCAGUACCUUCGACCCAAACUCAGCAAUUGCGACUAGCUCCCUCCAUCCUCAACUCGACUCCCUCCUCAGUUCUAUAGUCUCGACUCUCAACACUCACUUCACGUCAUAUCCUCCCCAUACUAUCCAGCGGCUGUCAGAGCUCAUUCUUCAACCAAAACUCCACUACCGCAGCCUGCCUGCAUAUCUACACGCGUUCGAUCGCGUCGUCCAUGUUACAUCUGGCGCACAUUUAUACCCCCUGCCAGCACCAGUGCCCGAUGCCAAUGGCGCCAAGAUCCUUACCAACGGUAUAUCCAGUGGCCCUGACCCAGAAUCAGUAUCCUGGGGUAAUUCAACACAAGUCCAGCCCAACCUCGGCAGCGACGAAAGCCUGGGUGGUGCUUUGCUGACUCCAAUCUCAUGGAUCAAAUCGAUUUCGGCUGCGAAUGGAGAGGCCGCAGCUUCUGAUAUGGAAGGCGAGGUCAAGACGGAGAGGACGGAAACUAUUGAUGGCCCGAAUGGAGCUGGUAGCAUCGAAACGGUUUCUGUGUCGGUGAAUGGCGUUUCAUCAACCACGCUGGCUGCUGUUGGUGACAGCAACAACAACAGUGAGAGUGGACUACGGGCCGAGGGUGGUGUUACGCAAGGAGAGCUCUUGCGGCAAGAACAGCGCGCAGGGGUAGUACCUGCAACUCAACUCGCCCACAUGCAGCCGCAUCCCAAUGGCGAUGGCGAAGAAGAUGAGACGCCGCAUGUCCGUGGCCCUGAGGAGAUUGGUAUGGAGGAUAUGGGACCUCAAGGCUCGGGGAAUAAUCUGCGACAUGGCAUACAGGGCAUCGAUGUUGAAGCCGCGGUUGGGAGGAAAGUCGAGGCCUUAGAGGGCGAGGAAACUGAAGAGAAGCCCUCUACCCCAAAGAGGGAGGCUGAUGAAGAGAUUCAGGCUAGUAGUAAGAGGGUCAAGGACGAAAAUGAUGGUGAUGAAGAUAUGACGGGCGCUACUGAUGCUGGGAAUGAUGAGAAGUAAGGACGGGAGGAACCCACAGGUUCCAUUUUCCAAUUAUUUGCGGCACAUCUGUUUUUAUAUGAAGUGGCUCCUGGGUAUGGGAAAGGUCGCCUCAAAUGACUCAUGUCUUCAGCUCGUGCAGUUUGAAUCGGAUGACAUGGAAGUUAUUAGAUUCCAUGGGCGUUUUAGUUACUAUGCGUGGGCACUUGCACCAUUAGGGAUCUUUGAAUUGUAUAAUAUCCAUUAACUUGUUCUACAUAUACAUAUUGUUACAGUAAUCUACACAGGAUAUCCGCAAUCAGCUCUUGUACGAAUCCUUCC